Molecule: messenger RNA, 3076 nt
Organism: Arvicanthis niloticus (Nile rat)
Lineage: Eukaryota; Metazoa; Chordata; Mammalia; Rodentia; Muridae
Gene: Mtrr
Product: 5-methyltetrahydrofolate-homocysteine methyltransferase reductase
Biological process (GO): homocysteine metabolic process
Cellular component (GO): cytosol
Molecular function (GO): FMN binding; flavin adenine dinucleotide binding; [methionine synthase] reductase (NADPH) activity
Source: RefSeq, a predicted model, not a curated record
CCAGUUUUACGGGAACAUUGUACAGUUUAAAAAUAAAACCGGCAGAAGCAAUAGCCUUUGUAAGUGACACUACGUUUGAGCUUUGCUUAGUCCCUUCACCAUUCAGGCUUAUGAUCCUAAUUCUUAGUACGAAUGAGCAGAAAAGCAGAUCACUCCUACAGUCUCAUGGUUAGAGUUAGAGCCGAAGACCUGAGGUGAUGAGAAGGUUUUUGUUACUGUAUGCUACACAGCGAGGACAGGCAAAGGCCAUAGCAGAAGAAAUAAGUGAGCAGGCUGUGUCACACGGGUUUUCUGCAGAUCUGCACUGUGUCAGUGAGUCGGAAAAGUAUGAUCUGAAAACAGAAACUGGCCCUCUGGUGAUGGUUGUAUCCACGACAGGGACAGGAGACCCACCUGACACAGCCCGCAAGUUUGUUAAAGAAAUACACAACAAGACACUACCCACAGACUUUUUUGCUCACCUGCGGUAUGGAUUAUUGGGUUUGGGUGACUCAGAGUACACAUACUUCUGCAAUGGAGGGAAAGUAAUUGAUAAAAGACUUCAGGAGCUCGGAGCCCAGCAUUUCUAUGACACCGGACACGCCGAUGACUGUGUAGGUUUAGAGCUUGUGGUAGAGCCGUGGAUUGAUGGACUCUGGGCUGCUCUCACAAAGCACUUUACGUCACUCGGAGGACAAGAAGACAUGAGUGGUGCACUCCCACGGGCAUCAGAUGCCCCCUCGAGCACGGCUGUGGAGCCAGAGUUGUUGCACAUCCAGUCACAAGUUGAACUUCUGAGAUUAGAGGAUGAAGGGAAAGGGGAUUCUGAGCUUCGAGAACAAAAUGAGACAAACAGGAGUCAGCUGAGUCGGAUCGAAGACUUUGACUCCUCACUUGUCCACUCGGUUCCCCCACUCUCACAGACCUCUCUAAGUAUUCCUGCUGCACCCCCAGAGUAUUUGGAGGUCCAUCUUCAGGAGUGUCUUGACCAGGAGGGAAACCAAGCAUCUGUGCCGUCAGUGGAUCCAAUUUUUCAAGUUCCAAUUUUGAAAGCUGUUCAGCUGACUACAAAUGAUGCCGUAAAGACCACUCUGCUGUUGGAGCUGGACAUUUCAAAAAUAGAGUUUUCCCAUCAACCUGGAGAUUCCUUCAAUGUCAUCUGUCCAAACAGUGAUUCUGAAGUAGAAAACCUGCUUCAAAGGCUGCAGCUGGCUGAUAAGCGAGCACACCGUGUCAACUUGAGAAUUAAGACGGACACCAAGAAGAAAGGAGCUGCGGUGCCCCAGCAUGUGCCUGAGGGGAGUUCUCUCCAGUUCAUCCUCACCUGGUGUCUUGAAAUAAGAGCAGUUCCUAAAAAGGCGUUUUUGCGGGCACUUGGGGACCACACGAGCAGUGCCCCUGAGAAGCGGAGAUUGCAGGAGCUGUGCAGUAAGCAGGGAGCAGCUGAUUACAACCGCUUCAUCCGGGAUGCCAACGUCUGCCUGCUGGACCUACUGCACGCCUUUCCGUCCUGCCAGCCUCCACUCAGCCUCCUGCUAGAGCAUCUUCCUAAACUCCAGCCUCGACCAUACUCGUGUGCAAGCUCCAGCCUACGCCAUCCAGACAAGCUCCACUUUGUGUUUAACAUCAUAGAGUUUCCAUCAAACACCACGGCAGCCUCACUGCGGAAGGGAGUGUGCACGGGCUGGCUAGCCACACUGGUUGCUCCUUUUCUUCAGCCAAACUCAGAUGUUUCAGAUGCAGACAGUGGUGACACUCUGGCUCCUGAGAUACCUAUCUCCCCUCGGGCAACAAAUUCUUUCCACUUACCAGAUGACCCGUCAGCCCCCAUCAUAAUGGUGGGUCCAGGAACUGGUGUAGCCCCCUUUGUUGGCUUCCUCCAGCACAGAGAAAAACUCCAAGAACAGCACCCAGAUGGAAAUUUUGGAGCAAUGUGGCUGUUUUUUGGCUGCAGACAUAAGGACAGAGACUAUUUGUUCAGGGAGGACCUCAGGCAUUUCCUCAAGACUGGGGUCUUGACUCACCUGAAGGUCUCGUUCUCAAGAGACACUGUACCUGAGGAGGAGGAAGCUCCAGCAAAGUAUGUGCAAGACAACCUCCAGCGUCACAGCCAGCAGGUGGCCAGGAUCCUCCUUCAGGAGAAUGGCUACAUUUACGUGUGUGGAGAUGCCAAGAAUAUGGCCAAGGAUGUAAACGACGCCCUUGUAGAAAUCCUAAGCAGAGAAGCUGGAGCUGACAAACUAGAAGCAAUGAAGACACUGGCGACAUUAAAGCAAGAAAAACGGUAUCUGCAGGACAUCUGGUCGUGAGACUGGAAGGGAGACACUUGGGGUUUGUUUUUGUUUGUUUGUUUUUUCUUGAAGUGCCAAAGGACAGUUUUACAGAAGAGGAGUCUUGGAGGAGGCUAUGUGGGGAACGGCUUGCUUACAGAUACAACAGGUAGAGCCGCCUGACAGUCUCACAGGUCGUUUCCCACACCUUAUCUGUGGCCCUGCCCAGCACCUCACUACGUGGAGGGGAAGAGGCAGCUCCCACCUGGCACCCCAUUGCACAGGGGCGCUCCCCAAGAGGACAGAGAGUGGAUGGCUCACCUGUGCCUGGGCGCGUUUGGAGAGCUUGUGGACAUAUUGUCUUUCAAUGAAGUAUAUUCAAAGGAUAUUUAUACAGGUGACUAACACAAACACGCAAAGCAUACUUUUGCAUGUCUUUAUUUAAUUGUGGUUUAUUAUCAAAAUUAUAUUUGUGAUAAAAUAUUUUAAUUUUGAGAUAAUCCUUACAAGAGAAGGGUUUUAUGCUACUAGAAAUAUAUUUUGAAAUACAUUUGAAAUUGUAAUCUGCCGUUCACAUCAUGUCAACUUUAGUGUCACAGUCCUGCAGCUUAGGGCAUUUGCAUCCCUGACAAAGGCGCCACGUGUAUAUCUCAAUAACACUGCGCCCUGUUCUUCUCAUGGACUCCAUGUCUGCUCCUCACUGAUAGACUUGGUUUUUCCCCAAUACCUGACUGCGCUUCUGUGAUUCAGCUCAGAUUAAAUAACUCCAGUUAGACUUCUAAUACCAAAUUUACUUGCAAGCUAUGAAAAUAAAGUAUAUAAAAGGA